Messenger RNA from Athene cunicularia (burrowing owl), 4346 nucleotides. RefSeq names its product SPARC (osteonectin), cwcv and kazal like domains proteoglycan 1 (gene SPOCK1). NCBI's taxonomy places the organism in Eukaryota, Metazoa, Chordata, Aves, Strigiformes, Strigidae. The coding region runs from base 189 to 1505 and encodes 438 amino acids. The transcript has 11 exons. The record is from RefSeq and is a predicted model, not a curated record. Gene Ontology annotation, molecular function: calcium ion binding; protein binding.
GGCUGGGCGGGCAGGGUGGGUCCCAGCGGACCGGGCAGCUCCGCAGCCAGAAGUUGGUGAGGGGCGUGAGGGGAGACAGACCCGAACUUGGGGUCCCUCAAACUUCCCUGCCCGAGGAAGCCGCCCCCGCGGCCGCGCCGCCGCUCCGCUCCUCUCCGCUCCUCUCCGCUCCUCUCCUCUCCUUGCAGAUGUCGGGGGUGCUGGUAAUCGCUGCCUGGUGCUUCCUGCAAGUGGAGAGCCGUCAUCCUGAAAUCAUCACGAGUAAUAGCAAUCAUGGCAAUUUCCUGGACAACGACAAAUGGCUGAGCACCGUUUCGCAGUACGAUAAAGACAAGUACUGGAACAAAUUCAGGGAUGAAGUUGAGGAUGAUUAUUUCAGAAACUGGAAUCCAAACAAGCCUUUUGAUCAAGCCCUUGAUCCAUCCAAAGAUCCUUGUUUGAAGGUGAAGUGCAGCCCACAUAAAGUGUGUGUCACUCAUGACUAUGAAACUGCUAUUUGUGUAAGCCGCAAGCAGCUGGUACACAGCCUUCGACAAAAGAAAGGAAACUUGGCUCAGAAGCACUGGGCUGGCCCAGCUAACAUUGCAAAGUGCAAGCCUUGCCCAAUGACACAUGCCAGCGCCGUCUGUGGGUCUGAUGGACAUACAUACACUACCAAGUGCAAGUUGGAGUUUCACGCGUGUACUUCUGGCAAAACCAUCACAACUCGAUGUGAAGGGCCCUGCCCCUGCCUUCCAGGACCUGAAAGUUCAAAACACAAGAUGGAGAAGACUGCUUGCACAGACAAAGAACUGAGGAAUCUCGCUUCCCGACUAAAAGACUGGUUCGGUGCUCUUCACGAGGACGCAAAUCGGGUCAUCAAACCAACAAGCUCGGAGACGGCACAAGGCAGAUUUGACACCAGCAUACUACCAAUCUGUAAGGAUUCCUUAGGCUGGAUGUUCAACAAACUUGACAUGAACUAUGACCUGCUGCUGGAUCCCUCGGAGAUCAGUGCCAUUUAUCUGGAUAAGUAUGAGCCAUGUGUCAAGCCUCUCUUCAACUCUUGCGACUCCUUCAAAGACGGAAAGCUUUCGAACAACGAGUGGUGCUACUGCUUCCAGAAGCCGAGCGGUCUUCCUUGCCAGAAUGAAAUGAAUAGAAUUCAAAAGCUAAGUAGAGGGAAGAGUCUGUUGGGUGCUUUCAUCCCACGGUGCAAUGAAGAAGGUUAUUACAAAGCCACGCAGUGCCAUGGCAGCACAGGGCAGUGCUGGUGUGUUGAUAAGUACGGGAAUGAGAUAGCUGGCUCAAGAAAGCAAGGGACAGUUAGCUGUGAAGAAGAGCAAGAAACCUCAGGGGAUUUUGGCAGUGGUGGAUCUGUUGUAUUGUUGGAUGAUUUGGAAGAGGAACCUGAAGCCGCAAAAAAAGACAAAGAAGGGAGACUGAAGAUUCAUGUAAGAGCAGCUAAUGAAGAUGAUGAAGAUGAAGAUGAUGAUAAGGAUGAUGAAAUUGGCUAUAUAUGGUAGUGCCCGUCAUAAUGAGGACUCACGUUUUGCACAAGAUGGCAAGUCACAUCAUAUCUCUGCCAUUGUAUCUGAGAGUACCUGGCACAAAUAUUCCCUCUCUAUUGAGUUUUAUUUUCUAUAUUCUAUUUAAUUUGAAAUACAACUUUUUUUUUUUUUUCCAGCAAGGACUGUUUGGAAUACAGCUUUUGUUCAGUUAGUUUGGGGGAUUUUUUUUUUUGUUCUAUCCACAGGGGCAAUUAAUUUUAUUUCAAAAACAUUUCAUGUCUUAAUCCACACUUGCACAGCUAAUGAAAUAUAUGUCCUGUGAAAGAAGAAUCACAGAAGGGGCUUGACAAACCAGUAAGGCUUAGAAGCCCUUCUCAUGUUAGAGAAUUUAUGUCAUAAAUUGUUACCUGGAUCACAUCAGAAACGGCAAUUUUUCUUUCAUGAAGAAGGAAAAGCAGUAGCCUCAUUUUCUUGUGCAUAUUUGUUACGUUCAAGUUAAGAGUAAUUCCUUUGGAUAGUGACUUCUGGCUGCCCAGUGCCAGGGGUUUAAUCAAGAAAGAAACCCAUUGGCAGGAUUUUCUCUUCCUUACAUUCUCUGAGAAUGAGUCCAACAGGCUUAGCCCAGCCCACCCUGAAGGCAAAGCUCCCGCCAGAGCGUAGAUCAGCUCACUGACGCUAUUUGGUUAAGGAACAUGGCCUUGAUCUUAAGGGAUGCUGAGAAGGUGCGGCUAUCACGGACCAAGCCCUACAGGCAGGGAACAGAGUCCGUCUGCCUUUCAAGGUGUUUAAGAGUGUUUUGUGAAUUUGUAGCAUCGUAACCACCUCCAUAACUGUUCCUCAGCUUCUGUCUGAACUCAUUUGCACUAACAUCGUGCAGGCUCUGCUGCUUGCUCACACACGAUGGAGCUGCCUGUUCUUACUCUUUAGCAAUCCCUCAUUCCAAAGUUAUAAAGCUGUCAAAGACAUUAACCAUCAAAACUAAUAAACUGUCGUUCCUUUAAUUUAAAUAGUUAAUAUUUAUUUGGCCUGUUUAAAAACGCAAGUUUAGGUGGUCAUGUUUCAAAAGCAGAACCCCUUUGCUCCGUGUGACAAGCUGCACACACGUAAUACGUACACAUAAAAAAAGAAUAGUAUUAAAAUACAACCUGUGAUUCCCUCAGCAUCUCCCAUAUAUUCACAGCUCUUCAACUGUAUCACAGCAUAUUGACAUUAAAUUAUUUGCUUUGUCCUUUCCCGUUGCAGUUCUCUCAUGCAGUAAUGCACUGUGGUGACCUUUUAUUAUUGUUGCUGGGUUUAGAAACAGUAAGAGGUACCUUACUCUUGCAUUAGGAUGCAGCUAUAAGUAUUUUAGCAGUGCCUGUGAUUUGCCUGUGAGUUAUUCUGCAGAAUGAAAAAUGUGCUUAUUACACAGAAAACUAAUUAGAUCAAUUUUUUUUUAUUUUUUUAUUUUUUUCCCCCUCUAAGUUAGUGUUGGCUAUGGAGGUGGAGACAGCAUGGAGUCAAAACAUGGCUGGUUACAUAUUUGCUUGAAAGCAGGAAAAUACCAUGCUAGGUGGCAGAAGUCUUUUUUUUUUUUUUUUCAGGACACUGGCCCAAGGGCUGUGGUCCUCAGUCCUCUCCAAAGUCAGUGCCCACCGCAGAGCCUGGCAGGGCUCUGCAGCCCCUCUCCCCCUCUGCGUAGGGCCUCUCUGCUUUCAGACAUGAUCAGGAAAGCAAUACAGAAGAGGAUCUCCUUUCAGACACCAUGUGUUGCAGGGGCUCGGUUGUUUUCUCCUCUUUCAUUUCCUAUUUAUCUAGAUCAAUGACCUGAGAACAAAGAGCAAGCCUGCAUAAUUUUUAUUGAUGCAGAAGGAUGUGUAAAAUCGUGAGGAAUUUGUUGUGUGUUGUUUCACGCCCCCACAUCCUCCCAGAAAUCUGCCAUCACAGUCAUUUUGCAAAAGCCGUGCAAUCUGCCCUGCCUCACAUCCCUUUAGCUUUUGAAAAUUUAUUUAAAAAUCAUUGUCCAUGAGCUGCACAGCACACACAUAUGCUUUUUCUGCUCGCCUUUCAUAGAAAAUUACGCUGAUUUGCGAGAGGAACAGAUACAACCAGCAUUUCUGUUUCCUUAAAUAGUAUGAUUUUGUGAGAAGCAACUGAACACCAUCAAUAGCUUGCUUCUCCAACGUGGUGGCUGGUUUCCUUCUGGUAUUUUAUUAAUUAAACCCAUACUCUGGGUCUAGCUCUGCCGUCUUGUGCAGAACCUGCCUGAAGCAGAGUUGCCCUUUCACUCUGACAUAAAACUGAGGGCCACAAUCAGUAGAGUUAUGCUUAUCCUCCUGACUGGACUCAUUCUCUACACAUAAAUGGUUUUUUUCUGCAGCCCUGUGUCCCUUUGCACUGGCUUAUCCUGAAAUGAUGCCUUACUUCAAAGGCCACAUAGUAAAUCCCUUCUCCCGCCCAGCACCUCACCAGGGUAAAGCCUGUCGAACCAAGCCCUUGCAGACAGCUCCAGGGUCCAAGGCUGCAGCCCUUCUGUGUCACGUGCAAACAUGCAAGAGGGUUAAAUAAAAGCUGUUAAAUAAGCCUUUAAAAGUGAACGUGGACAUCCUUCAGUUUACGUGAGCAGCCACACCACCACCAUCCAUUUCUCAAUACCAUUGAUCCUCUCCUAGAUGUAAUCUCUCACAUGCAGCUAUUCCAAAUGAGAACUGGCAGGUUUUCUAUCUUUAUCUUAGACUAUAAAACAAUUACUGUCUCUCAGACUCACUAACUCAAACAUGCUGCGGGUCCCAGUCAAACGCUCUGUGCCCAGCCCAGACAGGCUAGAGAGCACUUUGGAUGACCCCGGUAGCACAUUUCCCUUCGCACAGAAACAAA